Nycticebus coucang (slow loris) is the source of this 993-nucleotide messenger RNA. Its product is annotated as keratin-associated protein 5-1-like. The record is from RefSeq and is a predicted model, not a curated record. NCBI's taxonomy places the organism in Eukaryota, Metazoa, Chordata, Mammalia, Primates, Lorisidae. The transcript has a single exon. The coding region runs from base 1 to 993 and encodes 330 amino acids.
AUGGGCUGCUGUGGCUGUUCCGGAGGCUAUGGCUCCAGCUGUGGGGGCGGCGGCUCCAGCUGCUGUGUCCCUGUCUGUUGCUGCAAGCCUGUGUGCUGCUGUGUGCCAGCCUGUUCCUGCUCCAGCUGUGGCCAGGGGGGAUGUGGGUCCAGUGGGGGCUGCAAGGGCAGCUGUGGGUCCUGUGGGGGCUCUAAGGGUGGCUGUGGGUCCUGUGGGGGCUGCAAGGGCAGUUGUGGGUCCUGUGGAGGCUCUAAGGGGGGCUGUGGGUCCUGUGGGGGCUCUAAGGGGGGUUGUGGUUCCUGUGGAGGCUCUAAAGGGGGCUGUGGGUCCUGUGGUGGAUCUAAGGGGGACUGUGGGUCCUGUGGAGGCUGUGGCUCCAGCUGUGGGGGCUGUGGGUCUAACUGCUGUGUCCCCGUAUGCUGCUGUGUGCCAGCCUGCUCCUGCUCCAGCUGUGGCCAGGGGAGUUGUGGGUCCUGUGGGGGCUCUAAGGGUGGCUGCGGGUCAUGUGGGGGCUGCAAGGGCAGCUGUGGGUCCUGUGGUGGCUCUAAGGGGGGUUGUGGUUCCUGUGGGGGCUCUAAGGGCGGCUGUGGGUCCUGUGGAGGCUGUAGCUCCAGUUGUGGGGGCGGCAGCUCUAGCUGCUGUGUCCCUGUGUGCUGCUGCAAGCCCAUGUGCUGCUGUGUGCCAGGCUGCUCCAGCUCCAGCUGUGGACAGGGGGGCUGUGGGUCCUGUGGCUGCUCCCAGUCCAGCUGCUGCAAACCCUGCUGCUCCCAGUCCAGCUGCUGCAAACCCUGCUGCUCCCAGGCCAGCUGCUGCAAACCCUGCUGCUCCCAGGCCAGCUGCUGCAAACCCUGCUGCUCCCAGGCCAGCUGCUGUAAUCCUUGCUGCUCCCAGUCCAGCUGCUGUAAUCCUUGUUGCUCUCAGUCCAGCUGCUGCAAACCCUGCUGCUCCCAGUCCAGCUGCUGUAAACCCAUUUGCUGCCAGUGCAAGAUCUGA